Messenger RNA from Fukomys damarensis (Damara mole-rat), 2214 nucleotides. RefSeq names its product GTP binding protein overexpressed in skeletal muscle (gene Gem). The record is from RefSeq and is a predicted model, not a curated record. Gene Ontology annotation, molecular function: GTP binding; calcium channel regulator activity; GTPase activity. Gene Ontology annotation, cellular component: plasma membrane. Lineage: Eukaryota; Metazoa; Chordata; Mammalia; Rodentia; Bathyergidae. The transcript has 5 exons. Gene Ontology annotation, biological process: negative regulation of high voltage-gated calcium channel activity. Bases 474 to 1364 code for a protein of 296 amino acids.
AGGCUUUCUCUGUAGAUCUGAUGGGUCUGAACGGAAGCAGGUCAUUCUGCCAGAAUGAUCAGGCGCAGGGCUGGGUGUGGUCAGGGGGGCACGUAUGCACAGGAGGGCAGAGCUAAGGCAUAGACCCCAGGUGAAAUUGUCCCCACUCCUCACAUAAUCGUUUUUAGGGUAGCUGAAGAGUAUCAGGACGACUUUACUAAACAUGGAAGUUGUCUUAAGUCCUGUCCAGUCCGGCCCGGGGCAGUGAUGUCAUGGCCACGUGUCUCCCGUGGAGGCACAGAAGCCUGCAGGAUGCUGGGGCCAGUAAGAGCCAUGUUUAGCCAAGAGCAGCUAACCUGGCCAGCCAUCACAGUGGCCCUGACUUGUUGCUCUUUGAGCCACCUCUAGAGGCUGUGGGUUCCUUCCAACUGCCAGCUGAGUGGAGAGUCUGAGGCUUCUCUGAGCAUGGAGGAAGAUUAUGGGCAGACCCCACGAUGACUCUGAAUAAUGUCACCAUGCGCCAGGGCACUGUGGGCAUGCAGCCACAGCAGCAGCGCUGGAGCAUCCCAGCCGAUGGCAGGCACCUGAUGGUCCAGAGAGAGCCUCACCCGUACAACCACCACAGCCGCCCCUCGGCCUCGCCCGAUGACCACUGCCGCCGGAGCUGGUCCUCGGACUCCACAGACUCCGUCAUCUCCUCCGAGUCGGGGAACACCUACUACCGCGUGGUGCUCAUAGGCGAGCAGGGGGUGGGCAAGUCCACCCUGGCCAACAUCUUUGCAGGUGUGCACGACAGCCUGGACAGCGACUGUGAGGUGCUGGGAGAGGACACAUACGAGCGCACCCUGAUUGUGGAUGGGGAGAGUGCGACAGUCAUCCUCCUGGACAUGUGGGAAAACAAGGGGGAGAACGAGUGGCUGCAGGAGCACUGCAUGCAGGUCGGGGACGCCUACCUGAUCGUCUACUCCAUCACGGACCGGGCGAGCUUUGAGAAGGCGUCGGAGCUUCGGAUCCAGCUCCGCAGGGCUCGGCAGACAGAGGACAUCCCUAUCAUUCUGGUUGGCAACAAAAGCGACCUGGUGCGGUGCCGGGAAGUGUCUGUGUCAGAAGGGAGAGCGUGUGCCGUGGUCUUCGACUGCAAGUUUAUCGAGACCUCGGCGGCCGUGCAGCACAACGUGAAGGAGCUCUUUGAGGGCAUCGUGCGGCAGGUCCGUCUCCGCCGGGACAGCAAGGAGAAGAACGAGCGGAGGCUGGCCUACCAGAAACGGAGGGAGAGCAUCCCCAGGAAGGCCAGGCGCUUCUGGGGCAAGAUUGUGGCCAAAAACAACAAGAACAUGGCCUUCAAGCUCAAGUCCAAAUCCUGCCACGACCUCUCUGUGCUCUAGGCACCCAGCACCAUGCAGAUGUCCUCUGCCGGACAUUGUGGAAGGCCACUGGGACCAGUAAUCUAUAUUAGAUUGGAUACUGAAGCAUUGUGAGAUGUCGCUUCCCAUUGCAGCCAAGAGCUAAUAUGUUAGCCUCGUGGGCAACAAGUGCAUGGGAAAUGAAAGUUGUUCGCAGUCAGUAUUUAUUUAUAGGAAAAGCUGAUCUUGCUACUUGGACACCCAGGGCUCAUUACCGGACAUAGUUGGUGUUCACAAGAGUUUUCUCUCUCUGGAUAGUAGGGAAUUGGAGCUUAGGAAAGAGUGCCCAGAAGAGGGAUUUCAUCACUGCAGUUUUACCCGGGGCUCUUGUAUGUGACUUGGAGGCCAUUGGGUCAUGAACGGGUGUGGGAAGCUGUCUUAGGGCUUCCUCGGAAGAAGAGCUCUCUGUGUCCCGUGUCUCCUGGAGCUGGCCCCGUAGGACUCGGUUCAUCGUGGCCACGAGUAUUACUGCUCCAUCAAACUGUGAAAAGAAUUGAUGGGCCGUGCUGGAAGCUAAAGCUUAGCUAAUAAUUUUUGUUCGGUCCCCGCAGGGAUUUGUAAGAUUGGGAACUGCUAUGUGUACCCCUUCCAUGUUCAAAAUCUGUAUCUUUACUUAUUGUGUCUAAUACUUUUUUAUUUGGGGGAUAUCAUUUUUAUCAAGUUCUACUUAGUCAAACCUCCUUUUAUGUUUUGUUAUUUUUGAGCCAUUGUACAAAUAUUUUAAAAGUCUGAAUUAUUCAUAACCUGAAGGGCAAAUUACCAAAUUUUUAAGGUCUGAAUUUUUCUAAAACAUAUCACAUAAAAACUUCCAUUAUUUUGAAUUGACCCUUAG